Patiria miniata (bat star) is the source of this 699-nucleotide messenger RNA. RefSeq names its product hepatic lectin-like. Lineage: Eukaryota; Metazoa; Echinodermata; Asteroidea; Valvatida; Asterinidae. The record is from RefSeq and is a predicted model, not a curated record. Bases 1 to 699 code for a protein of 232 amino acids. The transcript has a single exon.
AUGAAGCUUGCUCUGCUGAGUAUUGUGGCCAUGUUGGCGGGUGUUCAGGCCGAACCGUGCCAACCGGGCCAAGAAAGAUUCGGCGGUUCUUGCUACCAGAUGACCCCUGGACUACUGGUAUGGGAAAAAGCACAACAAACCUGCUCGAAUCUGGGUGGUCACCUGGUGGUUCCUGACUCCCUCGAAGAGAAUCAGUUCAUCUUGGAGAUGUUCAGAAGGAAGGUCCCUGAUUCAGAGAAUCUCUGGAUUGGCUGUAGUGAUGGGGAGGAGGAAGGCAGGUGGGUUCAGGCUGGUGGAGGAGACCAGGAGUGUACUUACCUCAACUGGGCAUCGGGGGAGCCGCAUCCCUCCUACAAGGAUUGGGAAGAUUGCGCGGGAAUCUGGGGUGGACAUGCUGGCUCGUGGAAUGACUUUCCAUGCACGUCCAGCUAUUACGCGAUGUGUGAGAGCCAUGCUGUCCCGUCUAUGUCCUGUCUGCUGACGUAUGAUGCCCGUGGCUUCUUCACAGCCCACUGCCUGACUGAUCGCAUCCCUAAGGAGGCAACCAGCAGCGUGGCCUGGGCUUUGACGUGCCGGGAUGAGCCUCGAUGCCGCUCCUUCUCUCUGCGCCAGGCAAGCCGGGGAGCAUUCAUGUCAUGUCAGCUGGACCCCGCUACCGAAAUGAACACUGACAAGUCGUGUCUGUAUUACUACUUCUGA